AGGCGUCCCUCAAUGCCAUCGGAGGUCAUCGAAUUCGCUGGCAUGCGGUUUCUCAUCACCGAUUCGCCGAACGAGGUAACAUUACGCCGGUACGUACGCAAUUUACAGAAUUAUGAUGUGACGCUGUUGAUCGGUGUCUGCGAUGUCAAUUACGAUCUGACGCCGUUCUUGAAUUCCGGUAUCGAUGUGAAGAUUUUACAUUUCGUCGAUGGCACAUUUCCCGAUGAGCGCCUGAAGAAACAGUGGUUCCGCAUGCUGCACGAAAACAUAACGCUACAUCCCGGCACCUGCGUGGCCGUGCACUGUCAAAGCGGUUUGGGGCGUGCGGCGCUGCUGGUGGCCAUAACGCUGAUUGAGUUGGGCAUGAGUUUUGACAUUGCGGUCAACGUUAUACGGAGUAAGCGUCGCGGCGCCUUCAAUGAGGCGCAAUACGAAUAUCUGAGGAACUAUCAGCCGGAACUGUUUAUUGGGCCACGCAGAUCGGGCAACUGUGCGGUGCAGUAAUGGGCCUUGUCCAAACUAAAAAUAAGCACAAAAUUUACAGUUAUAACAUAAAUUUGAUGUUUGUAUGUAUUUGUGUUUUGAGACUUCUUAAAUUGUAUAUAUAAAGUUACUGAAAUUUAAUUAUACCGUUAUUUGCAUGCGCGCAAUUCCACUGAA
Messenger RNA from Zeugodacus cucurbitae (melon fly), 660 nucleotides. Its product is annotated as PRL-1 phosphatase-like. Gene Ontology annotation, molecular function: phosphatase activity. Bases 13 to 504 code for a protein of 163 amino acids. The transcript has a single exon. NCBI's taxonomy places the organism in Eukaryota, Metazoa, Arthropoda, Insecta, Diptera, Tephritidae. Gene Ontology annotation, biological process: dephosphorylation. The record is from RefSeq and is a predicted model, not a curated record. Gene Ontology annotation, cellular component: nucleus.